Parascedosporium putredinis is the source of this 4735-nucleotide messenger RNA. The record is from the annotation of a GenBank genome assembly. Lineage: Eukaryota; Fungi; Ascomycota; Sordariomycetes; Microascales; Microascaceae.
AUGACAACUCAGCUCUUAGCGUCCGAACUCGCUAAUCUCAUCCAGGAGAGCAAGAGGAAGCAUAAUGACCUUCGACAAGCUGCCGAAAAAUCACUGGAGGAGUUGAAGAGCCUCAAGGGAGCACCGAAGCUCAGGCUGUCGCAGUUGAGUCAGCGCGUCAACUUUGUGAAUCCUUUCAUCAUCGCCUGUGGCACGAAAAAUGUCAAGUUCACUGGUAUCGCUAUUCUCAAUCAAGUCCUCGAGGCGCUUCGCGAGGCGACGUCCGCUGGCCUCGAUGUCCAGCUCAAGAUCCUCCAGGCGCUCCCAUCACUAUUGCAGAACUAUGCAAGUGAUGUCAAGGGUGAUAUGCUUGUUACAGCCCUGAAUAUUUGCUUCAUCCUCCAGGCGAGCAAGAAUGCAAUCGUGAACAACACAUCUGCGGCUACUUUACAGCAACUAGUGGUGUCAGUUUUCGACAAGGUUACGGCUGAAGACAAGUCGCCGGGUGAUGCUCCAUUCGUCGGGGAGGCGCCUGUCGCUGAUGGGACUGUACAAGUUCGUACUGCGGCUCUAGAUGCCUUUAGAGUCUUCAACGAUCUAUGCUUAAUGACAGAAAAUCAGCGACCGGAGUAUCUAAGAUUUACAGGCCUCUCCCAGACUUUUGGCCUUGAGCUUAUCGAAUCCGUCCUCACCAAUCAUGCAGCCAUUUUCCUAUCGCACCCGGAGCAAGCUCAGAUCCUCCGUGUCAGAGUGAUGCCUUUCAUCAUUAGUGCUCUCAACCACAAAGCCAAUUUUGCUACUUCAGUUCGCUUAGUCCGCAUCCUCUACACUCUUCUUCGUCGGCAUGUCAACAUCCUGCCUGUUGAGAGUGGCCAAGCACUCGACAUCCUCACCCAGCUUCUUGACCAGGACGCCCCUAUUACGGAAAAGCCCAACAUAAUCGGCCUCAGCCACCAGUCUACUAUCCCAGUGUCCAAUCCUUACUCUUCUACCGCCGGCGAUGUCAUGUUAGAGUCGGGUGGAGUCACGGGCAUGAUUAGCGGUUCUAGCUCGGCCGAUGGAGGAAACACGGGUAUAUCCGUCCAGUGGAGCUCAGUGCGUGUGCCAUUUAUCGAUCAACUUGAUAAGACUGAGCCUCCCCCAAUUCCGGAAUCAUACGUCUAUAACCUUACGCUAGCUUUCAAGAUAUGCGCCGCCAUUAUUGACGAAUGCUGGCCCGCUAUCCUAGCCACUUGCUCAACUUUCCUCAAUGCCGCUCUGGAUUCUGAGUAUUACCAUGGGCUUGUUAGGGCUUUCCAGAAGUUUGCCCAUGUUGCCGGGCUACUUCACCUCAACACCCCUCGAGAUGCGUUCCUGACCACGCUUGGGAAGGCAGCUGUUCCGCCCAACGUUUUCACGGCUUGCUUGAACCUGGGAGGGGCUCGCCCCAGCACGCCAACUGCGCCAGACUCCGCCGGUGGGCUCCUCAGCAAUGCCCGAGGACUUCUCAGUCGAGAGAAUCUUGCUUUACAUCCACAGGCUUCUGAAAAGAAUCGGCAACCGUCGUGGAGCAUUAUCCUUGAAACACUCCAGCAGGCUGAUUUUGUGCUCUUCUCUUCGGGAAAGAUACCUGGGAGAAUUCCUACCGCCAUAAAAGGCCAAGACCCCCAGGCUGAGAAUGAAGCAAAUGCCUUACUCCAAAACUUUGGUGGGGAGAUUCGGGCCGUGGAGACUGCCGCGGCACGCCUUAUUGAGAGCACCGUUGACUUCCCCAACAAGCCAUUUGUUGAAGUAGUUGAAGCUAUCUGUAACCUUUUAGAUAGCGGGCCGCCGGAGACCCCUUCAUCAGCCGCCCACAACUCCACCUCUCCCCCACCCACAGCCAGCACGCUGAAGCCAGGGGCUGGACAGCAUCGUCGGGUAUUGAGUGUUUCGACACCUGCCACUGCAGGUCCAACCCAAGAGGAUAUGCUGGCCCUCUCCAAACUCGGUGAUGUCGCCACAGUCAACAUUGAGAGACUGUUAUCUUACCCGCCCGAUGAAUCGGGAUGGGCUCCUCUCACAACCGAACUUAUCCGGGUGCUCAAUGCGUCUAGCAUGUAUGCCUCGGUGAGAACAAGAGCAGCAGAGAUCCUCAUCCGUCUGGUCCUAGAGUCGGCGAGUGUCGCAGGGUCUCUAGAAGAGGACGACAGGGGCAAAGUCCAACUAAGGCUUCUCGAGGCAGUACGCGAUGCCCUCCGCCCGCUUCAGGCCGAAGACCGCGACGUCUCUGUGGCGCAUCACGGGACCGAUAUCGAAAUUCACAAAAUAAUUCUUGACGGCCUAAAGAGUAUGCUCGAGAACUGCGGUGAUGCCUUGGUCAGCGGUUGGACAAUCGUUUUCGAGAUCAUUGGCUCCAUCUUUGUGUACAGAAAAUUUGGGCUCCCUGAACGCCGUGGGACUCAGGCAGCCGUGCUGAUGACGAGAUCUGCAAAGCUCAUCCGGCCAUCAUUCAACUCCCUUGAACUUAUUUGCUCAGACUUCUUGACCGCGCUUCCGAACUCUUGUUUCCUUAAACUCGUCGACACCUUGUAUGAGUUUUGCACGCAAGAUGACGAUCUGAACAUUGCGUUGACAAACAAGUCUCUUUCGAUCACGUCCGAGUUAAUGCAAGGACGAGAUGCCUCGGACCUAAUAAAGAUGGCAUCUGAUCCGGGUCAGCCCGUAUCAGAUGCGGCGCUAUGGAUGCUUCUACUACUCAGAUUAACCAAAGUCACGACUGAUGACCGCCUAGAGCUAAGAAAUAGUGCAAUUCAAACUCUACUUCGAAUCUUUGAUGCCUAUGGGGAGCGUCUUAGCUCCGAGGCUUGGUCUGUCUGCAUCGAAUCCGUAUUGUUCAAGCUGCUCUCCUCUAUUGAAGAGGAGUUAGAAGCGGCGAGUGGGGAUGAAGCGGACGACCGUAGCCGAGGCGAGUGGAACGACACCGCAGUUGUGGUUCUCAACGGAAUAUCCACCCUCGUUGCCAACUACCUCGAACCCUUGACCCAACACGCGUCAUUUGACUCGCUUUGGAGGGAACUAGUAGACCAUUUCCGUAAGCUUCUCGACUUCGAUAUCCUCGAUAUCAACACAGCUGUGUUCAAUGCCUUGGGGAAAAUCCUUGCACAGACCCGCGCAGAAUCCACCAUUUCAUUCAGCAGGGCUAGCGUCGACCUCUCGUGGGAUCUCUGGAGUCGUCGCAUCCCGGUCUCCGUCGACGAAGAGUCUAAGCAAGAUAACCAAAACACCCUGCUAGCGUACGUCUCGGCACUUCAAGACGUCUACCGGUUGAUUGAGCCGGACUUGACGGUAGAAAGAGCGGAUAUCAUGCUCAAGCUCCUCAGGCAGUCGAUGCAGCAUGCGACAGCAGGAUCCUACGUCGCUGAUAUCGAAUAUAUGACGCCUCUACAAGGCAAGAUUCUUGAGGCUGUUCGAGCCAUUCGAGUAAAUGUUAAAGGAAUGCCGGCGGUCGUUGUCAGCGAGGUGGCAGAAUUCGUGGCAAUGGCUUUCAAGGUAGAUGUCGAUCGGCCGUCCACAACAGCCUCAAAGCGAACAUUUGUGGCGAUGUCUAAGGCGAGCAUGGCAAUUCUCCAGGACCUUAUCCUCAGCAAUUCUGCGGAUGAGGGAAUAUAUAGCCGCGGUUCCUACGUGUCUGCCCUUGGCACUUUAGCAAUACCCAUCACCAUGAAGUACCGCUUCCCAAUCAUCACCAAAUCGGUGCAGCCUUGGAGGCUAGCUACUUCUACGGUGUUGGCCAUACUUGAAGGCACACUUUCGCAGUUAAAGAAUUUUGAACACAUUCCGGAUCAGGUAACUCAAAAUACUUGGCAUGAGAUUGUCAAAAUCUCGAGUGGCAUCGUAAGUGCCGACUGCAAUCGAGCGCCAGACCAGGGUGCGCACAUUGCAGCAGACGAGUCAUUUGACAUCGAGGCCUUCCUCAAACUCCGAGACCUCAUCAUUCCGUCACUAGGAUCCGAGAUCAUUCCGGAUAAGACCCGAAAAGCGUUUGCGGAAAGUCUUUUCCGAACCUCCAUCAUCCACCAGCCCUCGCCAGAGGAGAUUAAACUUCUUUCAAAUAACAGCGGAGAUGCACUCACGACUCUCUUACACCGGUCCCGCCACGGCCGAACGGCAAUACCAGCCGCGGCAAAGCGUGCGCGCAUGAGCUAUGUCUGCCUAGAUGAAUUGUUUUCUCUCAUAUCGACGCACGAUGACCCUGCCACGCCCUCAAUUGUAGUGCAGCCCCCAACUCCAAAGUUCGCUCCUGCACCGUAUCUGAUCCUCAGGUCGGCACUCGUGCUUCGUGCGUACAUCGCAGAUCAGCCUCUUCGGGGGCGUAUGCCGCAACCGCUAUCGCAGCGCAAGGAACUGCUACACAUACUUCACAGGCUAGCCGAACUCAAGUCGGAGAGCGAAGCUAUCCCCGACACACCAAACGCGCGGCCGGCGUUGCAGGAAGGGACCGCUUCCUCUAGCCGCAAAAGAACCGCGGCCGCGGAAGAUGGAGAUGAGAAAAGUCAUUCCUUGUACCGUGCAGUCUACGACGCUCAAAACUCGUUUUCCGAGUUCCAGCUUCCCGGAACGCUGGUGAGGGCGGAGAGCCAGCCGCCGACCAAAGAUAAAGCGGUCAACGACGCCUACGACAAUGUGGGUCGUGUUUUGUCGGUCUAUAAACAGCUGUUCCGCUGGAAUUCUGUCGACAAUCACAACAUGCACAUUAUUAGUACUGUACACUUUGGCGAGAACUACGAGAAUGCAU